This is a messenger RNA of Apis florea (little honeybee), 1345 nucleotides long. Its product is annotated as odorant receptor 22a-like. Gene Ontology annotation, biological process: detection of chemical stimulus involved in sensory perception of smell; sensory perception of smell. The record is from RefSeq and is a predicted model, not a curated record. NCBI's taxonomy places the organism in Eukaryota, Metazoa, Arthropoda, Insecta, Hymenoptera, Apidae. Gene Ontology annotation, molecular function: olfactory receptor activity; odorant binding. Gene Ontology annotation, cellular component: plasma membrane.
AGAUCAUGGACAAGCAAGCAAUAGAGGAUCAAUAUCUGAGAAUCAACAAAUUUUUUGGACAGCUAGUUGGUGUAUGGCCUUAUCAGGAAAGAUUCACCAAAUCUUGCAUACGAUUAACUAUAUCAGCUAUAAUAAUCCUUAUUCUUACAACGCAGAUAUAUCAGGUAAUAGUGUUCUGCACAUUGGACGCCUUAUCGAAUCAAUUGCCAUACUUGAAUGCUGUGUUCAUCCUCUUAUUCAAACAGUACAAUUACAUUCUAAAUGAGGAUAAGCUCAGAGAACUUCUAAAUGACAUCAUAUUUGACCGGCUGAUGGUACGAUCGAAGAAAGAGUUAGAAAUUUUGAACAUGUAUUCAAGAAGGGCAACGACGCUCUGCAUUUUUUAUGAAGUUAUAGUAAUUUCCAGCGCGUUCAUGUUCAUCAUGAUACCAACUAUACCACCUAUUUUGAACAUCAUCAUACCCUUGAACGAAUCACGGGGCCGUGAAUUCAUCUAUCCAACCUAUUUUUUCAUAGACGAGGAAAAAUAUUAUUAUCCUAUACUAACCUACAUGGCAACAGUAAUAUUGAUAGUGUCUUCAGUGUAUUUAGCCUGUGAUACGAAUUUGGUACAAAUUGUGCAUCAUGGAUGCGCCUUGUUAGCUAUCAGCGGGUAUCAUUUCAAGCAUGCAGUGGAUGACAUGAAGUUUCCCGACGGAAAUUAUAUUGACCUGCUAAUGAACGAAACUUAUGAAAAGGUUAAACAAUCCAUUAAGGCUCACAAAACAGCCGUUGAAUACGUGAAUAAAAUCGACGCCUGCCAUAUAUAUUACUUCUUACUUAUCAUAGGAACGAUAGUCUUAGCUUUCACCGGUACUUUCCUAAAGUUGUCGACCAUGGAAAUAGAGAUUAGAUUCUUCACGUUCUGCGGAUACACAGUUGCUCAACUAACUCAUCUGUUUUUCUUAACGAUUAUGGGACAGUUUCUUAUAAAUGCCAACGACGAAAUUUUUAAAACAAUAUAUGAAGCACAUUGGUACAAUGGUUCAUCGAGAACGCAAUCAUUAUACGUAUUGGUACUUCGGAAAUGUUUGAGCCCGCCAACAUUGACAGGAGGGGGCUUAAUUGCUUUGAAUUUAGACAGUUUUGUACAGAUCUUAAAAUUAUCAUUUUCAUAUUAUACCGUAUUUAGAUCUUAAUAAAUUGAUGAUUAAUAGAUUAACUAUAUAAUAUGUAAAGUAGAAAAUUCAAUUUCUCGAUGCAAUUAUCAGUAUUUAUAUUUAUAUAAUAGUAUAUUAAUUAAGUUGUAGAAUUAAUUAGGUUUAGUUAUUUGUUGUUUCAUGCAUAAAAGUAUAUUCAUGUUAAA